UACAUGCUUCACCGAAUACCAUUCAUAUCUGCAGAACUAGUGGGAUUACACUAAUUUUGUCAUAUUCCUCGGAUUUUAAAAGUCGAAAAAGUGUACUUUUCGCUGUUUUACAAAAUGAGUAAGAAAGACGAUGAAAAUCGUUUUAUAAAAUGUGUUUUGGUAGGUGACGCGUGUGUUGGAAAAACUUGUAUGUUGAAGACUUAUACAACUAAUAUAUAUCCGACGGAUGUAUAUCCAGGAGGAUGGGAUAAUUAUACAGUAACUGUCACUAUAGGGGAAACAUCUUACCAACUGGGGCUAUUUGAUACUUCUGGAUUGGACGAUUACUGCCGUUUACGUGCCCUAACCUACCCUGGCACACAUGUAUUCCUUUUAUGUUACUCUGUUAUUAAUCCAGAUAGUAUGGAUGAUUUGUUACAGCGAUGGGUACCGGAAGUGCAGCAUUUUUUGCCUUCCUCCGCUUUUCUCAUAGUGGGAACUCAGACAGAUCUUCGAGAUGAUGAAAGUACGCGGCGAGAACUUCAAAAAUAUAGACAAAAACCAGUAACCCAUGAGGAAGGUGCCGAAUUAGCUAAGCAAGUUAAUGCAGACGGCUAUGUAGAAUGUAGUUCUUUAACUCAGCAGGGUCUCAAUGACGUUUUUGAUGAGGCAAUUUUGGCCGUUUUGUCUUCAAAAAUUAAGAGACGUGCUCCUAGACGAGGACUACGAAAAUGUGUAAUUUUAUGAGCGAAAUUCAACUUUGUAUAUUUAUGAUCUCCGCCACAGUAAUAGUUAAAUAAAAAACUAAAUACUGUUACAAUAGCGUUACAGAAUCAUAAAGUGCAAAUAUACAGUGUGUACAUAUGACAUAUAUAGGGGAUAUUUUGGAGGAAAAACAUACAAUAGAAGCCUUUUACUUACACAUUAUUAUGGCAUGUUUUUACAGUAAAUCUGAAAUGUCCGACAGCUGUACAAGUCAUAUAUGUAUACAUUCCUUUGUUAUAUUUUUCCAAUGUAUACAAUUAUAUACAUGUACAUUAUAUAUCAAUUUAGAAAACAGAUAUUUUUCAAAAUUGUCUAAUUGAGGUCAAUAUAAAUCAAUUUUUUUUAAAUACAGAGUUAUAUUAUUUAAUAAACACCAACUACUGCGAUUUGUCUAACGUAGAAAAUGUACAGUGUUCCUGAUAGUUAAUUUUACUUUAAAAUUGAACUACAUUUGAAUUAGACACUAGAAAUUACUUUCUUUGAUUGAAAAAGAAUUUAACAAUUUAGCGAAGUUUACAUGUGUUUUUAACUGUAUACACAUUUUGUCAUAUACAAUUUAAGAGGACAGAAAUAUGAGCUUUUGCUAAAAGCUACAUGUAUCAACUUUAUCCGUAUAAAAGUACAAUUUCAUUCAAAACAUCAAAAGUAUGCCAUUGUAUAGCACCCGACUCACCUGGCACCCCCAUGAUACAUGAGCAAAAUUAAUGGAAACACAUGGAAUCUGAUAUGCAAGAAAUACCCUGUCAAAUCGUUGUAAUAGUUUAUGCUUAUAAAUGUAAGUCUAGUUUGUAUUUAGUGAUAUAAAACCCAUAUUACUCAGAGCAUAUCGCUCAUAAUGUUGUUAACAUAGCUUUGCCGUUUAUAAUUGUUUUUUGUUGUUGUUGUUUUUUUUGUUGUUUUUUUUUUUUUUUUUUUUUUUUUUUUUUUUCUUUUUUGUUGUUUUUUUUUUGUGGCCUAUAUUCGUGAUUCCGUAAAUUUCAUUAUAAAUGAAAGUGUACAGGAAAGAAAUCUACAUAAGUCUUUGACUUCCUUUUCAAUCCUGUUUAUAUAAUGUUGUUGUAUCAUAAUUGUAUAUGUUUGUAUUAUAUGAAAUAAAUACUGUUUAA
This is a messenger RNA of Ruditapes philippinarum (Manila clam), 1850 nucleotides long. RefSeq names its product cell division control protein 42 homolog. Bases 115 to 726 code for a protein of 203 amino acids. Gene Ontology annotation, molecular function: GTPase activity; GTP binding. The record is from RefSeq and is a predicted model, not a curated record. Gene Ontology annotation, biological process: small GTPase-mediated signal transduction. Lineage: Eukaryota; Metazoa; Mollusca; Bivalvia; Venerida; Veneridae. The transcript has 3 exons.